Molecule: messenger RNA, 1534 nt
Organism: Sapajus apella (tufted capuchin)
Lineage: Eukaryota; Metazoa; Chordata; Mammalia; Primates; Cebidae
Gene: SLC38A6
Product: solute carrier family 38 member 6
Exons: 16
Coding region: 144-1514 (456 amino acids)
Biological process (GO): amino acid transmembrane transport; L-glutamine transport
Molecular function (GO): L-glutamine transmembrane transporter activity
Source: RefSeq, a predicted model, not a curated record
CGUCUUUUCCUUCCCGGACCUGGUGAGGUACGGAAAGCCGGAAGGGCCGGGCUCAUAGCUCCGCCUCUGGCGCGACCGACGACCGGAGAGCAGAGCUGGGGUAGAGGCUCGCAGAUGGACCUGGUAGUGAGCUGGAGAGCAGCAUGGAGGCGUCCUGGGGGAGCUUCAACGCUGAGCAGGGCUGGUAUGUCUCUGCCCAGCAGCCUGAAGAAGCGGAGGCCGAAGAGUUGAGUCCGUUGCUAAGCAACGAACUUCACAGACAGGGAUCCCCAGGUGUUUCAUUUGGUUUCUCAGUGUUUAAUUUGAUGAACGCCAUCAUGGGAAGUGGCAUCCUUGGUUUAGCUUAUGUUAUGGCUAAUACCGGUAUCCUUGGCUUUAGCUUCUUGCUGAUGACAGUUGCUCUUCUGACUUCUUACUCAGUCCAUCUUCUGCUUAGUAUGUGUAUUCAGACAGCUGUAACAUCUUAUGAAGAUCUUGGACUCUUUGCAUUUGGAUUACCUGGAAAGGUGAUGGUGGCAGGCACCAUAAUAAUUCAGAAUAUUGGAGCUAUGUCAUCUUAUCUUUUAAUUAUUAAAACAGAGCUUCCUGCUGCUAUUGCAGAAUUUUUGACUGGAGACUCUAAUAGAUAUUGGUAUCUUGAUGGACAAACACUACUAAUAAUCGUAUGUGUUGGCAUUGUGUUCCCUCUUGCACUUCUUCCCAAAAUAGGCUUCCUUGGCUACACAAGUAGUUUAUCAUUUUUUUUUAUGUUGUUCUUUGCUCUUGUGGUAAUAAUUAAAAAAUGGUCCAUCCCUUGUCCUCUGACAUUAAAUUAUGUAGAGAAAUGCUUCCAGAUUUCAAAUGCUACAGAUGAUUGUAAACCAAAGCUCUUUCAUUUCUCCAAAGAGAGUGCUUAUGCCCUACCAACCAUGGCUUUUUCAUUUCUCUGCCAUACCUCAGUAUUACCCAUAUACUGUGAACUUCAAAGUCCUUCAAAGAAAAGAAUGCAGAAUGUUACCAAUACAGCAAUUGCUUUAAGUUUUCUCAUUUAUUUUAUAUCUGCACUCUUUGGGUACCUCACUUUUUAUGACAAAGUAGAGUCAGAAUUACUAAAAGGUUAUAGUAAAUACAUACCACAUGAUGUUGUUGUUAUGACUGUGAAGUUAUGCAUAUUAUUUGCUGUGCUUUUGACAGUCCCUGUAAUCCACUUCCCUGCCAGAAAAGCUGUAAUGAUGAUGUUUUUCUCCAAUUUUCCAUUCUCAUGGAUUUGCCAUUUUUUUAUCACUCUGGCACUCAAUAUUAUCAUCGUUUUGCUUGCAAUAUAUGUUCCUGACAUUAGAAGUGUGUUUGGUGUAGUUGGUGCCAGUACAUCAACAUGUUUGAUUUUUAUAUUCCCAGGACUAUUUUAUCUUAAACUUAGCAGAGAGGAUUUUCUCUCAUGGAAAAAGUUUGGGGCAUUUGUUUUGCUCAUCUCUGGAAUUUUGGUUGGGAAUUUUAGUUUAGCAUUCAUCAUUUUUGAUUGGAUUAAUAAAUAAAAGAAAUAUUUUCCUACUUA